AUGGAUGAAGGCCAGAAACCUCACCUAAUCCCUUAUCGCAAAGAUUCCACCCAAGUUUUCUUCAAAGUUGAUAAAAAGAACAAAAAUCAGCCAUCUAAUAAAUCAGAUUUUACACCUGCUAGGAAUAAACCAGUGGAAUCUGUUGAACGAAAACGGUGUGAUUGUGGAGGUUCAAUUCAUGGUUUGUUUAGUAACUGUAUGAGUUGCGGCCGUUUGUCCUGUAAUCUUGAGAAAGAAGGCCCUUGUAUGGACUGCAACAGCUACGUUUACCCUGUGGACUCCCCAAAUAUUCCAAUAGAUCACCUAGAAAAUCCUGAAUAUAAAAACGCCAUCAAUUUAAGGGAUAAAUUGCUAUCUUUUGACAACAUGUAUCAAAGUGAAGAGUUUAAGGUGACUGAUUUGAAGAGCGGGUGGUUUGAGGAGUUUAAUGACAUCUAUAACGACAAACCCGUAGUUCCAGAGUUUGAAAAAACUGAUCAAGGUAUUGUGGGUGGUUAA
Theileria annulata is the source of this 498-nucleotide messenger RNA. RefSeq lists its product as uncharacterized. The transcript is spliced from 3 exons. The record is from RefSeq and is a predicted model, not a curated record. Gene Ontology annotation, biological process: regulation of DNA-templated transcription. The coding region runs from base 1 to 498 and encodes 165 amino acids. NCBI's taxonomy places the organism in Eukaryota, Apicomplexa, Aconoidasida, Piroplasmida, Theileriidae. Gene Ontology annotation, cellular component: nucleus. Gene Ontology annotation, molecular function: zinc ion binding.